GAGCAGCAAUUUUAAAAAGAAGAAAGGAAGAUUUGUAAUCGAUCAUGGAUAGAAAAGCGAAAAGUUUAAAGUUGUUGGGAGGUUUUGGAAUUCUGGGAGAGGCCUUCAAAAUAAUCAGGUGUCGACCUAAAUUACUGGGAGCUAUAACUCUGCUGUCUAUUCUGCCUCUAACUUUGAUCAAUCUAGCGCAAAGUUUAGUAACACCUCUGUUUCUAGCUGAGAUGAUUGUUUCCAAUCAAACAGCCGAGCAGCCGACGAUGCCUGUUCUGAAAUUGAUGGGGUUUCUAAUUCUUGAACUUGUGUACGCAACUUUCUUUUAUGCAGCGAUGAUGCCGUCCAUGGCGGCCGUGGUGUACACCGUGGCCAAUGUUUACAGAGGCAACCACAACCACUCCUUCGCAAGGGUUGUGAGAUUCGUUCCCGCAGUGUGGAAACACAUGAUGAAAACUUUCCUGUGGUAUUUUAUCAUCACUUUCAUGAUUGGCAUGGCUUUUGGUUCUUCUGUGUGUUUUCUAGCAGCGGGUUUCAUAGUAUUCGGUUACUCGUAUGUGGUGGUGUUUUAUGUGGAAUUAAUGGCUGGUUGCGUGGUGUUAUUCCUGGUGAGCGUGUACGUGGGAAUUGUGUGGCAGAUGGCGAGUGUUUUGAGUAUUAUGGAGGAGAGAUGUUAUGGGUUGGAGGGUAUGAAGAAGAGCCGCCGUCUCUUGGAAGGAAAGGGCACCACAGCAUGGGUUCUCACAAUAUCUUACCUGCUAAUUAAUGAGCUAAUUGGUCAUAUAGUGGUUAAGAGGAAUUUCAUGCAUGUUGUGGGACUAAGGCUCAAUAUGACGUAUGGAAUAGCCUAUGUGAUGAUGGCCUGUCUACUUGGUUUGUUGGGGGUGCUAACGCAGAGCGUGCUCUACUUUGUAUGCAAAUCAUACCAUGGGGAAAGCAUCGAUGGAUAUCUGAAUGAAUAUGAGGCUGUUAACAACAAAGAGAUGGAGAGUUUGGAGGCUUAAAAUAGAUUAACCCUAACAAGAUCUGGCAGAGUUUGUAUACUGGUCAGUUAUUGCCAUUUAGUUGGUAUGUAGUAAAAAUAGUUACCAUGUGUGUUUAGUUUCCGUAAAGAAAUGUGCUUGCAGUCUGUAAAGUUUAUUACAUGAUAAAUUGAUGCAAUAAGGUGUCUUGAACUGGCAAGCGCAAUCAUUUCUGAAUUCUAGUAUAGGAGUCUAAUUAAAUGUUUGAAUAUUAAGUGUACUUAGUUCUAAAUUAGCUAGAGUAGACAUGGAAAAGGAGGACCUUUUUGCUGCUAAAGUAUUGGUGAAGCGUGUCUCAAUAAAUUUUGUUGGCAAAGGCAUCGAUUAUAAAAUG
Messenger RNA from Cryptomeria japonica (Japanese cedar), 1347 nucleotides. RefSeq lists its product as uncharacterized. The transcript has a single exon. NCBI's taxonomy places the organism in Eukaryota, Viridiplantae, Streptophyta, Pinopsida, Cupressales, Cupressaceae. The record is from RefSeq and is a predicted model, not a curated record. Bases 45 to 995 code for a protein of 316 amino acids.